AUGAAAGCUCAUCAGAAAUGUCAGAUUAGGAUUCCCCUCAGAAUUCUAAUAAGUUUAUUAUUGUGGUUGUUGUUGUUGUCGACGUCCAUCAACGCUCAAGACUUGAACGACAAUGGGGAUCCUUUAGGAGACCAAGACAAUGAGUCAUUGCUGGAUAACGACAACAAUGAUGUCGAUGGUUUGUCAGGCAAUGAGGAGGAUGGUGAAGCUCCGUGGAAUAAUGACAAUAAUGACAGUGACGGUUUCAACGACGGCAUUCCGUCCAUGGCCCCUACCAUUAGUGCCAGGCCUUCAAUUCCUGCAUUGGGAAUAGACGGAGACGGUAUUCCGUCACUGUCGCCAACCAGUGGUGGUGGUGAUGAUCAAUCAUUCAUGACACCGACUGCUUUUGGAUUUGACGAUCUUGAUGGUAAUGGUGAUGGCAAUGGUGAUGGUGAUGGCAAUGACGUUGGUGGUGACAAUGAUUCAGAUGGCGGGGAUGCAUCCGACGCGACACCAUCCAUGGCACCAUCCAUGGCACCAUCCAAGUCACUGUAUCCGUCUCAAUCGUAUACAUGGCCGGACGACGCCGAGAAUUCCCCAUCCGUGUCGUCACCACAGCCAUCCGGCGCUGAUGUCCUCCAUGUGAAUCC
Messenger RNA from Cylindrotheca closterium, 632 nucleotides. The record is from the annotation of a GenBank genome assembly. Lineage: Eukaryota; Bacillariophyta; Bacillariophyceae; Bacillariales; Bacillariaceae.